GGGAGCAACUGCACAAUAGAUAUAGAUGAAUGUGCAAGUUCUCCAUGUUCUAAUGGCACUGAACAGUGUAUUGAUCGGGAAAAUGGCUUUGUCUGUGAAUGCUCCCCUGGGUAUUCAGGGGUUUUCUGUGAAAUAGAUAUAAACGAGUGUUCAUCGUCCCCAUGUCUCAAUGGAGGGACAUGCAAGGACGAGGUGAACAAGUUUACCUGUGUGUGCCUGCCAGGGUAUGCUGGGAGGAGGUGUGAGAUAGAUAUAGAUGAGUGUUACUGGACCCAGUGUGAGAACAAUGGCACUUGUACAGACUUCAUCAAUGGAUACCAGUGUCACUGUAUUCCAUACACUACUGGGAGGCAUUGUCAAUACAGACUGCCAUAUUAUACAGAAUGGAGCUCCUGGGGUGAAUGUUCCCAGCCAUGUGGUAGGGCCUUUCACUUAAGAAACAGGCUCUGUAUUGAUGUCACAGGGUCACCCAGAGGUCAUGAAUGUCAAGGUCAAGGUCAGGGUGACCCAGAAGAAUUCAAAGAUUGUUAUAAUCUAACAGAGUGCAUCAUGGCUCAAAUCUGCAGAUUCACAUUACUUAGUGAUAUAUGCACCUAGAGACCCCUGCCAGGACCCCUGGGGAGACCCCUGCAAUCCAGAUGGUAGGGGUCUACACGAGUGCCGCAGUGGGCCAGGGGGAGUGUACAACUGUAUGUGUGCCCCAGGCUACCACCCUGAGAACAACAGGACACUGUGUGUUGAUGACAAUGAGUGUUUGUUUGGAGCCAACGAGUGUUUGGAUAACCUGACUGGAAGUCUGCAUCCAGGAGUGAAGGGCUGCGUGAAUGUUGAUGGGGGGUACAUCUGCCAGUGUCACAAGGGGUUUAAGUAUGUCAGUGGAAGUCUCCACCAUUGUGAGGAUGUCAAUGAGUGUGAAGAAAACAUGACAGAUUGUGGUCCCGCAGAAAAAGCCGUCUGCACAAACACUGUUGGGGGCUUCCAGUGCAGCUGCAGGGACGGUUAUGAGGGGGAUGGAAAGACAUGCUUAGAAAAGCGGUUCAGAUUUCCCUCAUUCUCCACACACACAAAGCUGAUGUCAUCAGAGCAGUACUCCCCAUUUCUGUUCCCGACAUAUUCCAUACCACUGAAUGAGAACUUCUUCCCUUCUCUGUAUUUUACAAAGGGAGGCCUCAUACUAUUCAGCCGCCUGAACAAAACCACCGCCAACUUCAGCAGACGACACACAUUCCGCCAUCCCUAUGGAGACAGCCAGAGUCUGGACGACUUCAACUUUCAUCCUGUUUACCACGAGGGGGCGCUGGUAGCACCUUAUUGGGCUAGUGCUGUAGAUACAAGUGAUAAGUUCCCUGAUCGUGGCGUGUACUACACCACUUUUGAAAGAGGACAGUCACCAGAGGCCGCCACUGCUCUGGAUACCAUCCGCGACAUUGGCUCCGGAUUACUUCAUCAGGUGAAUGUCAGUGACUUUGAGCCUGUCUGGAUGUUGGUGGUCACAUGGAACAAGAUGGGGUACCCAGCUGUUGACGAGAAUCCAGAUAACAUUAACAAAACCAUAACUUACCAAAUAGUUCUGGCCACAGAUUUCCUGACAACAGCAGUGGAAACAAUAUACGCAGAUGGGGGUAUGAACUGGAACAUCAUGUUAGACACCCGUACACAGCCAACGUAUCCAGUCAGGGUGGGGUAUGCCAUCAGGAAUAAGAAAGUCAAGUUUGGAGAGACACCUGUGCCUGGUUCUAGAACAACUUAUGAGUACGAUUACUCAUGGUUUACCAUACGCACUGCACGGGACAUCAAGUUAACACCACGCAUUGAGCGCAUGGACCAGCAAAUACAAGAUGGUGCCAAAUCACCUGGUCAUUUCACAUGGGUGCUUAGCACCCCAGGUAAAAAUUUCACCCAUCCAGGAUUGUAUUGUGAACGCUGGAUCGAAGCUGACAAAAAGUUAGAUGCACUGUGGGGCGGACAGGUGAAUUACGAUGAUGCAAAAACAUGUCCUUGCUCCUUACAACAGCUCUAUAGGGUUCCUAAAGCCAUGCCUGUUUUUCUAGAUGACCCCCGCAUUCCUCCUCACAUUGUCUGCUAUAGGAAGGACAUCCAAGAAGAGGAAAGCUCCUCAGUGACUACACCCCGGUGUUGUUAUUACCAAGAUGGCGGAGCUCUCGUCGUUAACCAUGCUGAUGUUAAAGGUGCCAAUACAUUUAUGAGGCAUACACUGGAGGCUGAUCUCACUGACUCAGUGUACGACUUUUGUUGUGAUGUUAAUAACAUUGCGCUUGGAGCCUCAUUGUCUUGGCAGUGUGACAAAUUUCUGGCUAGACGUCCUAUUUCUAGCUGUGAAGCUUUUAAAGCUUAUUAUGCUGGCAAUUAUCCACCAUUUGGACAAACUAAUGAUUCAGACAUCAUACUGAACAUUAAACUCGGAGAAUCGUAUCCCAACCUAACCACAGUGGAAGCAUCAGACAGAGAGGGAGACAGGAUCAAAUUCCACCUCCGAGCAGACGCCCCCAAGGAAGCAAGGAUAGAUGGCAGCACAGGUCUGCUGGCUUGGUUUAAUGUGACAGAUGUCCGGCCUACCAUCAUUCCCUCUAUGAUUGUGAUAGUGUCUGAUGGGGUGGACCAGUCUGUCUGGAGGGCAAAGAUUAGUUUCUGUAAAUGUGAGAACAAUGGUACCUGUGUGUUUCAUGAAGAGCAAAUGAGCUCCUUCGCCUUUGCUUACUGUAUGUGCCAGGAUGGAUAUGGAGGACAAUUCUGCGAGGAAGAUAUUGAUGGUUGUGCAGACAACCCCUGUUAUUUUGGUGUCGUCUGCCAUGAUGUUCCAGCUCCAGAUCUCCUUUACAACCCCCUUGGUUACAGAUGUGGAGAGUGUCCCUUUGGUUUGAUUGGGAAUGGCCAAACCUGUGUUGAUUUAGAUGAGUGCCAAACAGAAAAUGCCUGCCAGCAAGGUUGUAGAAAUUUAGCAGGGGAGUCACACUACGAAUGCUUUUGUUUUGAGGGUUAUGCCUUAGGAGCAGAUGGCUUCUCUUGUGUAGACAUAAAUGAAUGCAGCCGUGGCCUACACACGUGUGAUCUCAGCACCACCUAUUGUGCAAACAGGAAUGGUUCCUAUGACUGCACCUGUCUCCAUGGUUACACAGCAGGGGACAUGGAAGAGGAGUGUGUUGAUCAAAAUGAAUGUCUCCUUGGUAACAGUGACCAUGGCAGCAACAGUAGCAGCCUGUGCCCUGAACACUCGCACUGUGUCAACACUAGAGGGAGCUAUGUGUGCCGCUGUUACUAUGGUUACAGAAUGAAUAAAGUUAAGGGAGAAUGUGAAGAGGUAGAUGAGUGUGACAUAAACAACAGCUGUCAGCAGACAUGUGUGGACCUAAUUGGACGAUAUGAGUGUGCAUGUGGGGAAAGCUUUAUCCCGGACAAUGACACUGUAUCAUGCCAGCCCAUAUUUGAGUGCGAUGAGGAGGAAAUUAUGAAUUGCGAUGGAGGAAACCCACGUGCUGUGUGUGCAAAAUCUACGUCAAAGUUUGAAACCAUUUGCAGUUGCCCUAAAGGGUACUCUCUUAAUUCAACCAACUUUUGCGUGGAUGUGGAUGAGUGUUCAACCGGUCUCAGUCCAUGCCGCAGUGAGAUCAGCCGCUGUGUGAACACAGACGGCAGGUUCUACUGCAGUUGUAAGCUGGGCUUUGUGCAGGCACCAGAUGGCAUAACUUGUGUGGAUGAGGAUGAGUGUUCCACGGGUCACCACAGCUGUCAGAUGAUCUGUAUUAAUGUGGUGGGGAGUUAUGAGUGUGCCUGUGAGCUGGGAUAUAUCCUACAUGAGGAUAGGAGACACUGUAUACAGGCCUAUUUUGAUGAGUGUUCCUCCCCUCUGACCAAUGACUGUGACAAGGUAUAUGGAGUAUGUGUAGACCAGCACCCAGGCUACAGCUGUCACUGCAUGGCUGGCUUUACUGGAGAUGGUUUUGUAUGUUCUGAAUUGAAUGAGUGCUCCCAGCCUGACUAUGGAGGUUGCCAUCAUCAGUGCCUGAAUACUCCAUAUGGUAACUACACCUGUGUAUGCAACACUGGAUACAUACUGGCAGAUGACAGCCAUUCCUGUGAAGACGUGGAUGAGUGUCAGAGUGAGGCCACACACAGCUGUUUAUCCAGGCAGUAUUGUAACAACACCAGAGGGAGCUAUGUCUGCUCCUGUCCCACGGAUUUCUAUCUGGCAGAGGAUGGCAAGACCUGUAAACCCACAUUCAAAUGUUUUGAGCCCAGAGGUUGUUCUCAUUUCUGUGGCUAUGUAGCGGGUGCCGACUCUUGCUUUUGUCCUAAUGGGCUCACUGUCGAUGAAGAAUUCGGAGACAUUUGUGAAGACAUAGAUGAGUGUGCCAUGCCAAAUCUUCACAACUGUGAUCCUGAGAUGAAUGUCGUCUGUGUGAACACAGUGCCAGGAUAUGAGUGUGCCUGCGUCAGCGCCCUCUAUGUGCAAGUUGGUCCAUAUAGGUGCAUAGAUUAUGAUGAGUGUCAGGCUGGUAACCACACCUGUAGUUUGACCUCUCACACUGUGUGCCACAACCUGUCUCCAGGCUACCAGUGUGUCUGCCAGCAUGGGUACAUCCCCAUGGGGGAGAUAUGUGUAGACUUAAAUGAGUGCACUCUGGGCCAACAUGUGUGUGAUAAGGUCAAAGGUGUGUGUAUUAAUACACCUGGUAGUUACAGGUGCCAGUGCCAAGCGGGUUACCAUGGUGAUGGCAUUGAUUGUGAAGAUGUAGAUGAGUGCCAUAGGGAUACACAUCUGUGUGACCAGCGUCCAGACAGAGGACUGUGUCAUAACACCCCUGGCUCCUAUGUCUGUGACUGUGCCAAGGGAUACCAGCUGGCAGCCAAUGGAAGGACCUGUGAAGAUAUAGAUGACUGCAGCAAUGGUAUCCAUGACUGUCAUCAUAUCUGUAUUAACAAGCCAGGGGGCUAUGGCUGUGCCUGUCUGCCUGGGUUCAGACUGGAUGUUGACAUGAAAUCUUGCAUUGCGGCCAGACCCUGUGAUAACAGUACCUAUGCAGCCAUGUGCCACUGGGACUGUGCUAGUAUAGAGGAUCUGGACACUUGUAUAUGUCCUAGAGGAUACAGGGUGGAUGAACUGGGCUUCUAUUGUGAAGACAUUGAUGAGUGCUCUACCCAGUCACCAUGUGAUGAAGAACGCGGCAACUGCACGAACACUUGGGGCUCGUUCCAAUGCACGUGUAGAGAUGGGUAUAAACUGGGACUGGCAUUUAAGUGUACAGAUCGUGAUGGACAAUGGGGAGAGUGGACAGCAUGGACAAACUGCACCAAGCCUUGUGGCGGGGGCACCAAAGUGAGAUCCAGGGAGUGCAAUGAUCCCUCACCAGAUGGCGGUGGUGCAUGGUGUGUUGGAAGUGGAGGAGAGAUGGCACAGUGCAACACCUGGUUGUGUCCAUUAAACCCUGAGGAGCUUCAGUAUGGAGUUAUUCUCACUAUAGAUGGAGGACUAGGUGUGCAGCAGUUUGUUCCGAUCAGGGAGGUCUUCAUCAGCAAGUUGAUGACAGUUAUAAAUUCUUUCUGCAAUUUCAAUCGGAGCACGGUGUCACAGUGUUGUGGCUAUGAGACAUUAUAUCUACCACGUAAGAACAACCCUCUCGUGUUUGCCUCCAUGAACCAAGUGAAGAUCGGCCAGGGCUAUCCCCUGGAGAAAGAUGGCCUCUUGGACGUCCUGGUCUUCUCCAAGUAUAGUCCAAACUCUGGACUCUGUGCAGCCGCUUACAAGAUGUUACUGACCACUACCCUUCCAACUACAUCAAUUCAUGGAAACUUUUCCUGGAAUGACACAGAGCUCCUGAAUAUCACUCAGGAGACAGUCAAGGAUGGCGAAGGCGACUUGGUGGCAAGUGGAAGUGGAGAUAUUGUGGAGGAAUUUAAUGGAACGUUUGGUUUUAAUGCAACGGAUUUGUUGAACAACAGAACUUUACUUGCGUUCAAUUUGACGAGCCAUAAUAAUUUUUCUGAAGCAGCAACAAUUGAUGAGACAUCAAAAUCAGGGAGAUUAAAACGUUCACAUGGAAAGCAGGUGAAUGAUGAUUCUGAUGUUUAUUUGGCAGACGUACACGGGCGUAAGUUGUUGACAGUGCCUACUGUUAUUGUUAAUGCUACAAAUGACACACUUUGGAAUGUGACAACUACCAUCACAGUCAUGACAGAAGAAACAACCCAAGAUGAGUUUAUACCUAAGGAGCUGUUAGCUGAUAUUCUUGAGUACACGGAUGUACAAGACGAGCUGACUUCAGGAUUAGAAGAAGCAGUCAAAACAGCAUAUGGUAUCACACUGAACCUCACUAUCAUAAGUGUUACCAUAGCAACCCAGGCCCCUCCCCCUCCCACUGAGCCAGCCACCACUGAGCUGCAGUCCAACUCCACGGAGAAAAUGGGUUCCUCCACAGAGGGCACUCCUGCCUGGGUGAUACUACUGGCUGUCCUUGGCUCACUUGUACCCGUAGCUGUUAUAAUAAUUGUGGUGCUGGUCCUCAUCAAAAAACCAAGUAAGGUAGCUGCUGCAGAAUUUGAGGAGAAUCCAAAUAACUUCGAUCCAGGCGAUUUUGAGGAAGAAACGUGAUGCUUUACUAUAUGGAUUGGAUAAUUCAGGAAUUGUUAUCAUAAGGAUAA
Molecule: messenger RNA, 6657 nt
Organism: Lingula anatina
Lineage: Eukaryota; Metazoa; Brachiopoda; Lingulata; Lingulida; Lingulidae
Biological process (GO): cell-matrix adhesion
Molecular function (GO): calcium ion binding
Source: RefSeq, a predicted model, not a curated record